This is a messenger RNA of Pogoniulus pusillus (Red-fronted tinkerbird), 1158 nucleotides long. RefSeq names its product adaptor related protein complex 1 subunit sigma 3 (gene AP1S3). The record is from RefSeq and is a predicted model, not a curated record. Lineage: Eukaryota; Metazoa; Chordata; Aves; Piciformes; Lybiidae. Gene Ontology annotation, molecular function: clathrin-cargo adaptor activity. The transcript is spliced from 5 exons. The coding region runs from base 16 to 717 and encodes 233 amino acids. Gene Ontology annotation, biological process: vesicle-mediated transport; intracellular protein transport. Gene Ontology annotation, cellular component: membrane coat; intracellular membrane-bounded organelle; AP-1 adaptor complex.
GCCCAGGCGUGCCCUAUGCCCUCACACCGCUUCUCCCGACUGUGGCCUCGCCGCUGCGCACCGGCUCCACGUCCCCCGACGGCAGCCCCGUGCCGCGGCGCAGCGGGGAGGCGGAGGCGCCCGGGGAGUGCCCUGUCGGGGCAUUGUGGGAAGGAGCGGUGCGGCCGGGCCUCACCUGCGGCGGGGCGGGGAGGAGGGCAGGGCAGCAGAGGAGGGAGGCGGCCGGCAGGCAGCCGGGCCCGGCCGGCGCCCAGCCCGCCGCCGACUGUCGCGCCAUGUCGGCAGGGGAAGUUAAGGCUGCAGAAGUGGUACACGACGCUGCCAGACAAAGAGAAGAAGAAGAUCAUCCGGGAGAUCGUCCAGCUCGUUCUGUCCCGCAACCAGAAAACAAGCAGCUUUGUUGACUGGAAAGACCUCAAGCUUGUUUACAAAAGGUAUGCCAGUUUGUACUUCUGCUGUGCAAUAGAAGACCAGGACAAUGAGCUGCUGACACUAGAGGUCGUCCAUCGAUACGUGGAGCUUCUGGACAGAUACUUUGGAAAUGUCUGCGAGCUGGAUAUCAUCUUUAACUUUGAGAAAGCUUAUUUUAUUCUGGAUGAGUUCAUCAUCGGUGGAGAAGUGCAAGAAACUUCCAAGAGGUCUGCAGUGAAAGCCAUAGAAGAGUCUGACAUGUUGCAGGAGACAGUGGAAGAGUACAUGAACAAGCCUGCCUUUUGAUGCUGAAACUACCUGCUGAGAGGGAGUCAACUGCUGGCUGCACCUCUCAAAUGUACUUCCCAAUACUGUUCCCCGAUGUGCCAGAUCCUCAGAGAAACACCCAAAGCCAAUAACUGGAGGAGUUUGUUUGUAUAAUGGUGAAGAUGAAGGUCAGCUAAUGUAGCACAGGGUCUAACAAUUCUGGACUUGAGUUUCUCAGAGUUGUCACUACCCUUGGUCUAGUUUCUCUUCUCUUUGCUGUACUAGACACUUGUUUUGUACCAUGUCUCCUACCUAUGGGUUUUUACCAUCCUAAAAUGCCCAUUUGACAAUACUUCAAAGAGGUACUUUUACUAGUCUUGGUCUGCUGCUGGCUGUAUGACUCUUGUACAAAUGUCCAUUGUUUUGAGUGUAAUGAUUAUUCUGCUCAAAUAAUAAAUGUUGUUUUUUCUAAAAGCCAAA